Messenger RNA from Dentiscutata erythropus, 295 nucleotides. NCBI's taxonomy places the organism in Eukaryota, Fungi, Glomeromycota, Glomeromycetes, Diversisporales, Gigasporaceae. The record is from the annotation of a GenBank genome assembly.
AUGCCACCUAGACGUUCAAAAGCAAAAAAACGAUCUGAAAUAACCAAUGAUUCUAUUGAAAAUAGAGAGAGUGAAACUAAUAGUAGAGAGGACCAGGUACCUGAAAUAAUCAAUAAUUCUAUUGUAAAUAGAGAAAGGAUAUCUGAAAAUAAUAGUAGAGAGAACCAGGUGCCUGAAAUAUUUGAGAUAUCAAGUGACAAAGAGGACAAAAUACCUGAAAUAAUUGAGAUAUCAAGUGACGAAGAAAACCAGACACCUGAAGAUGAAUGGACACCCGAAAUAAUUGUGUUAUUAA